Meloidogyne enterolobii is the source of this 1170-nucleotide messenger RNA. NCBI's taxonomy places the organism in Eukaryota, Metazoa, Nematoda, Chromadorea, Rhabditida, Meloidogynidae. The record is from the annotation of a GenBank genome assembly.
AUGCUUAAUAUCCUCCUUAUCUUCUUCUCCCUACAAUUCGCUUUAAUCGCUUCCUUCGAAUCUUCUGAGAUACUAAACAUAAUAGGUAACGUGUUUGACGGCAAAUUAAACGAGGAAGAAGUUAAGAAACUCGCUGAAGAAAUUUCUUUAAUAAAAGAGGUUUAUGAUGUUGAGAUAAAUGAAGAACAAAUUAGGAAGAUCGCUGGAGAUAUUGCACAAAUUAAUGAGCAAAAUGGGGGAUAUUGGAAAGCAAAAGUAAAUUAUUACUCCCUUUUACCGGAAAAUGAGCAAAAGAGAAUUUGUGGAGUACAAAAUAGUGGAAGAGGCAAAAAUGGGGGCGGAAAACCGGAAUUUCCUAUACUCGAAAAGUUGGCUAACAACGAUGAUUGUGAAACUGAAAUUGAAUUCGAUGCUCGAGAACAAUGGCCAGAUUGCUACUCCUUCAUCAACUAUAUUCAAAAUCAGGGUAGAUGUGGCAGCUGUUGGGCUGUGUCGACAGCUUCUGCUUACACUGAUCGUAGUUGUAUUCAACGUUUAAUAAAUGGGUUGAGUACGUCCAUUGAUGAUCCUUCCCUCCAUUUUUCUUCAACUGACGUGAUGAGCUGUUCGAUUGAUUAUGAUGGUUGUGAAGGUGGAUGGCCUUCUAAAGCAUGGCAAUGGAUACAGAGCAAUGGAGUGUGUACAGGGACAGAUCAUGUUUGGAACAAUGGAUGCAAGCCUUAUCCUUACGAACCAAAAGGAAAAGCUGAACAAGUAAAGUGCGAAGCAGAAUGUAAAAACACAGAUUGGACUACCGAAUAUUCGGAUGACAAGCAUUUUGUUAACUCCGUUGCUUUUCUAAACGAAAAUAACUCUACAGAACAAGCUAUAAUAGAGGAACUUCAAACCAAUGGUCCUCUAGUAGCUGCAUUUAUGGUCUACAAAGACUUUUUCUCAUACAAAACAGGAGUCUAUUUUAAAACACCAAACGCUACAGAAGUAGGAGGGCAUGCAGUUGUUGUUAUUGGACAUGGAAAACAAACCUGCAAUGGAAAGGAAAUGCCUUUUUGGCUUGUAAAAAAUUCUUGGGGAACCGAUUGGGGCGAUGAAGGCCUUUUCAAAAUUCGUCGUGGGGUGAAUGAAUGUGGAUUUGAAAAAGAUGAAAUUUCUUAUGGAAUUCCAACUGUAUAA